CAACAACUUUUGGUGUGGAAACAGCUCAAUUGACAACAAUGUUUUACGUUUCCGCCUCUUCUCUCGCGGCCGUCGCUGCUUUGUUACUACGCGUCCGCGCACAAUCAAGCCUUGGUUCGGAAGACUUCAUUCGUUUCGGAUGCUCCCAACUCGUCGUGGAGCGCACCGAUCCGCUCGUUAAUCCUGGCUACAGCCCCUCACCUCACAUGCAUCAAAUUGUGGGCGGCAACUCUUUUAACGUGACUAUGGAUCCAUCCACUUUCGACCCGCCCCAAACAUCGACUUGCACGAGUUGCAUCUAUAAAGAAGACACCAGCAACUACUGGACUGCUUCAAUCUAUUUCAGAUCACCAGAGAAUGGCACAUUCAAGCGGGUCCCGCAAAAGGCGAACGGGCGUAUGAAUGGUACCCUAUUACCACAAGAUGGCGGUCUCACUGUCUACUACAUGCGGCCGUUCGGGGGAGCCACGGGCAUCAAUAAGACGACGAGAGCGUUCACUCCUGGCUUUCGAAUGUUGGCUGGAGACCCAACCCUACGCGCGAACAACACUAAAACACCCUUCGCAAUCUGUCACCGUUGUCUGAAAGAAAGUGAAGGUAUUAUGGGCGGGAAUGGCGCGCCAUGUGACAGGAACGACACCCCGUAUUUCCCCAAGAAGCCAUGCCCAGGAGGUAUCAGAGCAACAGUGAUAUUCCCAAGCUGCUGGGACGGCGUUAAUGUCGAUUCGCCCGACCACAGAACUCACGUGACAUAUGCCCAGGAGGGCGGCCUUGGUGCCCUUGCUGGAGACAAGUGCCCUGAUUCGCACCCCGUCAGGAUUCCGCAGGUCAUGUACGAGAUUAUGUUCGAUACGAGACAGUUCAAUGAUGAGAAAUAUUGGGCUGAUGGAAAUCAGCCGUUGGUAUAUUCUUUUGGAGAUCCCACGGGUUACGGUGCACAUGGGGAUUACUUGUUCGGUUGGAAAGAUGACGCUCUUCAGCGUGGCAUGGACUCGCUUGGUAAAACAUGCGGGUCAGAAUACUGCGACCAAGUUCUCACGGUCCAAGAUGGAAAAGAUGCCAUUGGAUGUACCAAGUCUCAGCAGGCCAACGAGGAUAUAGGGGAUGACAACUGGCUCGAAUCCAUUCCUGGAAACGUUGUUAUUGGAUAG
Molecule: messenger RNA, 1151 nt
Organism: Periconia digitata
Lineage: Eukaryota; Fungi; Ascomycota; Dothideomycetes; Pleosporales; Periconiaceae
Source: the annotation of a GenBank genome assembly